Molecule: messenger RNA, 3054 nt
Organism: Euleptes europaea (tarantolino)
Lineage: Eukaryota; Metazoa; Chordata; Lepidosauria; Squamata; Sphaerodactylidae
Gene: NTRK2
Product: neurotrophic receptor tyrosine kinase 2
Exons: 17
Coding region: 415-2442 (675 amino acids)
Biological process (GO): cellular response to brain-derived neurotrophic factor stimulus; regulation of phosphatidylinositol 3-kinase/protein kinase B signal transduction; protein phosphorylation
Cellular component (GO): signaling receptor complex; axon; plasma membrane
Molecular function (GO): brain-derived neurotrophic factor receptor activity; ATP binding; brain-derived neurotrophic factor binding
Source: RefSeq, a predicted model, not a curated record
UGGCUGCUGCUGGGCGCCUGGAGGGGGCUGCUGGCCUCCGCCUGCCCCAACGCGUGCGCGUGCGGCCCCGAGCGGAUCUGGUGCGGCGACUCCGCGGCCAGCCUCGUGUCCUUCCCCGUGCUCGGCAAGAGGAGCGAGCGGGAGAAAGUCACCGACAUUUAUAUUGCAAACCAGCGGAAGCUAGAAAGCAUCAAUGAACAAGAUGUUGGCCUUUAUGUAGGCUUAAAAAAUCUAACUGUGGUGGAUUCGGGUUUGAAGUUUGUCUCACGUCAAGCUUUCCUGAAAAAUACCAACUUGCAGUACAUUAACUUCUCAAGAAACAAGCUCUCAAGUUUGUCUAGAAAGUCUUUCCGUCACCUGAAUUUGACUGAUCUGAUUUUGGAAGGCAAUCCAUUCAAAUGUUCCUGUGACAUAAUGUGGAUCAAGAUAUUCCAAGAGAUCAAGAUGCCAAAAACAGAAAGUCGGGAUUUUUACUGUGUGAAUGACUACAACCAGAGGGUGUCUCUGAUGGAGAAGCCAGUCCCAAACUGUGGCAAACCUUCAGUCAAGCUGAGCACACAUAAUCUAACUGUUCUUGAAGGGAGAAGUGUCACAUUGUAUUGCGAUGCCACAGGAACACCACCACCAGUGAUAUCUUGGAUUUUCAGUAGCCUUAUUUCAAAACAUGAGAGCGAUACAAAUAAGAACCCAGCUUCUUUUACCAUAAAGAAUGUCUCAUCCAAUGACAGUGGAGCACUGAUUUCUUGUAUAGCAGAAAACAGUGUGGGCGAAGACCAAGUUUCUGUUGAUCUCACAGUGUUCUUUGCACCAAAUAUCACAUUUCUUGAACUGCCAUAUCCAGACCACCACUGGUGUAUUCCAUUCAGUGUAAGAGGGAACCCACAACCUACCCUAACAUGGUUGCAUGAUGGGGUAAAACUGAAUGAAUCAGACUAUAUCUGGACAAAAAUACAUGUUAUCAAUCAGACUGAAUACCAUGGCUGCCUUCAGUUGGAUAACCCUACUCAUGUGAACAAUGGAGAUUAUACCUUGGUGGCAUACAAUCAAUAUGGAAAAGAUGAAGCAAGCAUUUCUGCCUAUUUUAUGGAAGAUCCUGGAGGUAAGGAUUAUGGGACCACGACCAAUGACUUUGAGGACACUACAAAUAAUAGUAAUCCAGUUACUACUACGGGUGUUUCAAACGACAAUGAAGAUAGCAUCACUGUUUAUGUUGUAGUGGGGACUGCAGCAUUAGUGUGCACUGGCUUAGUUAUUAUGCUCAUUAUUCUCAAGUUUGGAAGACACUCCAAGUUUGGAAUGAAAGUUCAAUUAAAACAAGGUGGUCUGGUAGAUCAAAUGUGGCUGUCAUUGCAAGACUGCGAUAAUGAAGGUCCUUCUUCAGUUAUCAGCAAUGACGACGAUUCAGCAAGUCCUCUGCAUCACAUCUCUAAUGGGAGUAACACUCCAUCAUCUUCUGAGGGAGGCCCAGAUGCAGUAAUUAUUGGAAUGACAAAGAUUCCCGUAAUUGAAAAUCCUCAGUAUUUUGGAAUCACAAACAGUCAACUCAAGCCUGACACAUUUGUCCAGCACAUCAAGAGACACAAUAUCGUUCUAAAAAGAGAGCUAGGAGAAGGGGCUUUUGGAAAAGUCUUCUUGGCUGAGUGUUACAACCUGUAUCCUGAGCAGGAUAAGAUCUUGGUUGCAGUAAAGACACUAAAAGAUGCUAGUGAUAAUGCCCGCAAAGACUUCCACCGAGAAGCAGAACUACUAACUAACUUACAGCAUGAGCACAUUGUGAAGUUCUAUGGAGUAUGUGUGGAAGGGGAUCCUCUCAUUAUGGUCUUUGAAUACAUGAAGCAUGGGGACCUCAACAAAUUCCUCAGGGCGCAUGGACCUGAUGCUGUUCUGAUGGCUGAAGGUAACCUUCUAGCUGAGCUGACCCAGUCACAGAUGUUGCAUAUUGCCCAGCAAAUUGCAGCUGGCAUGGUUUACUUGGCAUCACAACACUUUGUGCACCGUGACCUUGCCACUCGGAAUUGUCUAGUUGGUGAAAACUUGUUGGUGAAAAUUGGAGAUUUUGGAAUGUCAAGAGACGUGUACAGCACAGAUUAUUACAGGGUUGGUGGACAUACCAUGUUACCCAUUCGUUGGAUGCCUCCUGAAAGUAUCAUGUACAGAAAAUUCACCACUGAAAGUGAUGUAUGGAGCCUUGGAGUUGUUUUAUGGGAAAUCUUUACUUACGGCAAACAGCCAUGGUACCAGCUCUCAAACAAUGAGGUAAUCGAGUGCAUCACUCAGGGCAGAGUCCUGCAGCGACCUCGUACAUGCCCAAAGGAAGUAUAUGAUCUGAUGCUGGGUUGUUGGCAGCGGGAGCCUCAUAUGAGGCUCAACAUCAAAGAAAUCCACUCCCUCCUUCAGAACUUGGCCAAGGCCUCUCCAGUCUACCUGGAUAUUCUAGGCUAGAAACUCCCAGCACUUCCUGUUAUGGAAUGUAUGAACAAAUAUGUUCAAUUGCCACUAAACUCCAUUAAAAUGUGUUCUUACCUCUGACAGUAUUAAAGACAAGGAAAUGGAGAAGCUUUCAAAGGGCAAGCUGUGUUCAUUUCUCCCUCUGUAGACACAGUAUUGACAUUAUUGAAUUGUAUCUCUUCUCUCCUUCAUUCUUUCUGUUUCUCUUUUUCCUCAAUUUGUAUUCAAUCUGGCUUCUGCAUUAUUAUAACUCUGCAUAGACAAAGGCCUUAAAAACCUGACCUGUUAUAUCAACAGAUACUCAGUUUUGCCCAUCACAACUAACAAUGCCUUGUAUUCAUGCCUUUGAUCUGGAUAAAAAAGGGAAAAUUGACUUUGUGACUUCUGUAUGGAUAUCCGGAGCUUCUAUGGAUUCACCUCUACUUCAUUUGCUUUGGCAUCUGGGUAGAAAGCGGAAGACUGGCAUUUUCUAUGGGAAACUUUCUUUUCUAGCUGAAAUCAAGCCAGAGGGAAACAAAUCAGCAUAUUGUAUAAUGCACUGUAUGGAGAAAUUAUAGGAUCAGAUGGCAUCCAACAUACCACUUUAACAUGUAAUGAAAUGAUUUG